Messenger RNA from Lates calcarifer (barramundi perch), 1254 nucleotides. RefSeq names its product BRMS1 transcriptional repressor and anoikis regulator (gene brms1). Lineage: Eukaryota; Metazoa; Chordata; Actinopteri; Centropomidae. The record is from RefSeq and is a predicted model, not a curated record. The transcript has 10 exons. Bases 151 to 978 code for a protein of 275 amino acids. Gene Ontology annotation, biological process: negative regulation of transcription by RNA polymerase II. Gene Ontology annotation, cellular component: Sin3-type complex. Gene Ontology annotation, molecular function: histone deacetylase binding.
GUAAGGCUUGGCGCUGAUUGGCUGAUCUUACGGGCAGUAGAGUCCGGCAAAGUGUCGAACUGAAGACUCAAGUGAAGAGGAAGUACUUUUUAAAAUGGAAAUCUGAUAAAUCGUAGUUUAACUGUCUGCAGCUGAACGGAGGGAGAAGCCAUGCCCGCGCAACCUCCUGUGAGGGAGCCAGAGGAGGAGAUGGAGGCAGGAGAGUCACAACUCCCUGAGGCCAACGGAGAGGUGGAGGAACCGCAAGAAAAUGAAGGAAGAGGAGGUGGUGGUGGAGAGGAGACCAUGGAGGAGAGCAUGGAAGAGAGGGAGAGUGACCUAGAAGAGAGUGAAGAGGAAGAAGAGGAGGAAGAAGAAGAGGAGAGUUCAGAGAUGGAUGAUGAAGACUGUGAGCGGAGGAGAGGAGAAUGUCUAGAUGAGAUGUUGGAUCUGGAAAAACAAUUUCAGGAGCUGAAAGAGAAGUUGUUUCGAGAGCGACUGAACCAGGUGAAAGUGAAGUUGGAUGAGGUGUUGACAGGGAAGGCUGGAGAAUACAGAGAACCACUGGCUGCACUACAGAACAGCAUGCAGAUACGAACACAAGUGGCCGGAGUAUACAGAGAGCUGUGUCUGCAGGUCAUCAAACACAAGCAUGAGUGUGAAGUACAAGGAGCAAGACAGCAUCUGGAGAGUGAGCGAACGUUGUUGAAAGAUGCCAUGAAGACAGAACUGCUGGAAAAGAUAAGACGAUUGGAGGAGGACAGACAGAAUAUAGAUCUCACCUCAGAGUGGAGUGAUGAGAUGAGGGGCAAGAAGUGUAAAAGAAAGAACUUCCUGGGUCGGUCAGAGAGAAAAAAGAAAGUAGCUCUGGUUUCAGGACCUUUCAUUGUCUAUAUGUUGAAAGACAUUGACAUCCUUGAAGACUGGACUGCCAUAAAAAAGGCAAAAGCACUGUCGCCACUAAAAAAGAAAGCUGAAAUUUGUCUUUCAGAACGGUGAUGAUGGGAGGGUCCCAGCAGCAAAGACACCAAACUUAACACAUACACAUUCCCAGCUACUUCCACUAACAGUUACAGUUUUGUGUCUUCGACUGAAGCCCAGCAGACUGUUGUGUGAUUUUUUUUUUUUUUCUGCUCCUUUGACCCCAGCAACCAGCAAUCCCUACUGCUUGUUUGUUAUCUAUUGCUAUUUAAAAUAAGUUCUUAAUGAUAUGACAACCAUGUAUUUAUAGAAUGAUUUAUAAUGGUGAUUAAAAUUUUAAUGUUUUGUGACAAA